AUGCCACAACCAGAAUACAUUCAAGAAAGACUACAAAAUUUAGAAGAUAUCGACAUUAAAGUUUGUAAGAUGUUGCAUGAAGCAUCUCAAAUUGUCUUCACAUUUGGUGAGUUGAAAAGAGGCAAUACGACUCUGAAACCACAAUUUGAAUCCCACGUGAGCACCUUUUAUACAGACCUUGAGACCGUUCAUAAUUCUUUAAGGAAUGAAGUGAAAUUAUUGGAUGAAAAUAUUGGAACGAGAUUAUUACCAAUAACGAAUGUCAAUAAGAAGGCUGUGGGACAAGACGAUGAAAAACUGAUAGAGCAGAUUGCAUUGUUGAAGAAAGUUUUGAACGAUCAAUCUAAUGACCAAAAAGUGGUAAAUCUAUAA
Messenger RNA from Naumovozyma castellii, 372 nucleotides. It is a transcript of the gene MED11, whose product is annotated as Med11p. Lineage: Eukaryota; Fungi; Ascomycota; Saccharomycetes; Saccharomycetales; Saccharomycetaceae. The record is from RefSeq and is a predicted model, not a curated record. The transcript has a single exon. The coding region runs from base 1 to 372 and encodes 123 amino acids.